Messenger RNA from Ostreococcus tauri, 2433 nucleotides. RefSeq names its product Polyribonucleotide nucleotidyltransferase. The transcript is spliced from 3 exons. Gene Ontology annotation, cellular component: mitochondrion; chloroplast stroma; cytosol. Gene Ontology annotation, molecular function: 3'-5'-RNA exonuclease activity; polyribonucleotide nucleotidyltransferase activity; RNA binding. The record is from RefSeq and is a predicted model, not a curated record. The coding region runs from base 1 to 2433 and encodes 810 amino acids. NCBI's taxonomy places the organism in Eukaryota, Viridiplantae, Chlorophyta, Mamiellophyceae, Mamiellales, Bathycoccaceae. Gene Ontology annotation, biological process: mitochondrial RNA 3'-end processing; mitochondrial mRNA catabolic process.
AUGCCCGUCCUCGGUGGACGCGUCGAUGGCGUCGUUCCCGCGCGCGCGUCGCCUCGCGCGCGACGCGCGCGCGUGGACGGCACGCGCGGACGCGCGGGAAUAGGCGCCCAUCGCUCGAAGCGACCGCCGAUCCGCGCGCGCGUCGUCGGACGAUCGAGCGAACACGCGAUCGAUGAACUCUACCUCGGUGGUCAAGCGAUUCGACGCGGGAUGUCGAUCGAGCUCGAGAUCGGGGCGUCGCGGGUGCGAUUGGAGACGGGACGCGUCGGCGCGCAGGCGAACGGCGCGGUGAUGGCUUCGGAGGGCGAUACGGUGAUCUACGCCACGGCGUGCGCGUCGAGGGAAUUAACCGGCGAUGGGUCGUUCGUGCCGCUCACGGUGAAUUACUCGGAACGGUUUUCGGCGGCUGGGCGCACGGCUGGCGGGUUUAGGAAACGGGACGGGGCGGUGAGCGAACGCGAGACGCUCAAGGCGCGCUUGGUCGAUCGACCGAUUCGGCCGAUGAUUCCCAAGGGAUGGGGGUACGAUACGCAGGUUUUACAGUGGUUGAUGAGCUUUGACGGCGAGCGAUCGACCGACGCGUUGGCGAUCACCGCCGCGUCGGCGGCGUUGGCGGUGAGCGACAUUCCGCUGAAAAAACCAGUGGUCGGCGUGCGCGUCGGACUCAUGCCGGGCUCGGAUGAGCCCAUCGUGAACCCAUCGCAGGAGCAGAUGAAGGAGUCCAGGCUCGAUCUUGUACUCGCGGGGACGGACGAGGCGGUGCUCAUGAUUGAGGGCUUUUGUGAUUUCUUGACGACGGAUGAAAUGUUGCGAGCCAUCGCGAAAGGUCACGAAGCCGUCUCCAAGGCGUGUAAGGAAAUCGACGCCUGGGCGCAAACCGUGGCUCCGCCGAAGAUGAACGAAAAGCUUAUCGUCCCUCCCGAGGGUGUGGACGAGGCCGUGGAGGCUCUUGUCGGGGCAGAGCUCGCCGAGGCCAUCGUUAUUCCAAUCAAGCAAGUGCGCGGCGCGACGAUUGGCGCGGCGCGCGAGCGCGCCGUCGAGGCUCUGAAGGACCAGUAUGAGGCCUCAGCUGUCAUCAAUGCGUGUGGGAAGGUCGAAUCGCGCGCUCUUCGUGACACGAUCCGUACCAAGGGUCGCCGUCAAGACGGUCGGACGACAAGAAUGGUUCGGCCUAUUGCGUGCGAGGCGGGUCUUCUUCCACGUACGCACGGUAGUGCACUGUUCACCCGCGGCGAGACACAAGCCAUUGGUGUCGCAACCUUGGGCGGGAACCAAGACGCUCAACGUGUCGAUGACAUCGAAAAGACCGAAGACAAGCGAUUUAUGUUGCAUUACUUUUUCCCGCCGUCUUCGGUUGGCGAGACAGGUCGCAUCGGCGGCGCGUCUCGCCGUGAAGUUGGCCAUGGCAACUUGGCUGAGCGCGCACUCACCCCAAUCAUUCCCUCUCAAGAGGAGUUCCCGUUCGUAUGUCGAAUGGAAAGCACCAUCACCGAAAGCAACGGUUCGUCUUCUAUGGCAACCGUUUGCGCCGGUACGCUCGCGCUUCUUGACGCGGGAGUUCCCCUCAAAAGGAAAGUGGCGGGUAUCGCCAUGGGUUUGAUUUUGGGAUCCGAAGCCUCGGGUGGUGGUGAAAAGCUCGAGCCCAUCGUGCUCACGGACAUCUUGGGCUCUGAAGACGCUCUCGGAGACAUGGAUUUUAAGGUCGCUGGUGACGCAGACGGCAUCACAGCUUUCCAAAUGGAUAUCAAGGUCGAAGGCAUUACGAUUGAUGUCAUGAAGACUGCUCUCGAAGAAGCGCAAAAGGGUCUUGUGCACAUCCUGGGCGAAAUGGACAAGUGCAACCCGCCGCCCGCGUGCUCGGCGAGCCAGUACGCCCCACGGAUGGCCUCCGUACCAGUUCCGGAGAGAUUCAUCGGCAAGGUUAUCGGUAAAGGUGGUGAGACUAUUAAGGGUAUCAUUGAAAAGACCGGUGCCGCUGUUGACGUGAAUAAGGAAAAGGAGAUGGUGUUCAUCACGGGGGGUGCUGGCGCGGAUGUCGACGAAGCUGCGCGAAUGGUCGCAGCUUUAACCGUCGAAGCCGAGGUUGGGAAGAUCUACCGUAACUGCCAAGUUAAGAAGAUUGUUGAAUUCGGUUGUUUCGUCGAAUUUUUGCCCGGCAUGGAAGGUUUGGUUCACAUAAGUGAGCUUGACGUCUCUCGCGUCCCAAACGUCUCUGAUGUUACGGCUGAAGGAGCGUUGCUGGACGUGAAGGUCAUCGAGAUCAAUAACCGAGGACAGACGAGAUUAAGUCGCAAGGAGGUCUUACUCGAAGAAAACCCAGAUAUUGCCGUCGCGGCAGCUGCGCCCAGACGGAACGAUGGCGGCGGCGAGGACGACAGAGGUCGUCGGGGAGCGCGAGGUGGCAAGCCAAAGCGUGACUCUGGUGGAUUUUAA